Messenger RNA from Trichoplusia ni (cabbage looper), 718 nucleotides. RefSeq lists its product as uncharacterized. The coding region runs from base 245 to 604 and encodes 119 amino acids. NCBI's taxonomy places the organism in Eukaryota, Metazoa, Arthropoda, Insecta, Lepidoptera, Noctuidae. The transcript is spliced from 2 exons. The record is from RefSeq and is a predicted model, not a curated record.
AUCAUUUUAUUUAGCAUCAAAUAUCUAAUCAAUUUUGAAAAAUCAACUGAAAACGUGCCUAACUCCGUCGUAACGGUGAUUACUCAUUAUAAUAGAUGGAUUCACACGAUCGAACAAUGUAAUUAAACCUCCUUUAUAAUGAACUAGAAACUACAAUAAACAUUCAAAAAUGUAUCGAGUAUAAAUUGAAAGUUUAUUGCUGACGAUAAAGUAUGCAUAAAAGUUGAUUCGAGGUUACGUGACCAUGUCUUUAUUACCGAUUGUGAUUGUUGCAGUUGGGUCUCUAGCUGUGUGCGAAUCAAGAGAACGAACAGCAAGUCUAGUCGUUCUCCCACCUCUGGUACUAGGUUAUGACGAAUUAUAUAAUGAUUCUGGGGAAAAGGAGGCUUCAGCGAAAGCUGUGGAGAGGAAGCAGCCAGAGAGAGGGCCUGAAAUACCUGUAAUCGAUAAUAAAGGGAGGCGUGUUAACCACAGAAGAAUGUUGAAGGAUCAGCAGAAGAACUUUUGGCCAGGGCAAUCAAUUUACGCGGAUGAAAAUGGAAAACGGAGACAACCCAACAAUCAGGUCGAGAUAAAUACGAAGGUGUCAACAUUAAAACCUUAAUAAAUUAUUUAUGAUUUAUAUUCGUGGCGUUUGGUAAUUUUUUGAAUGCAUGUUUACGAUCCGUCGAGGAAAACUCCAUGUAACGUUUGACUCGCUUGUUUUUCCAAAGUUCGA